This is a messenger RNA of Durusdinium trenchii, 1068 nucleotides long. The record is from the annotation of a GenBank genome assembly. Lineage: Eukaryota; Dinophyceae; Suessiales; Symbiodiniaceae.
AUGACCUUCUCUUCAAUGCCGGUAGGCCUGCGGAGGAUCCUGAAGAUUGCAGUCAUCAUUUGUCGUGACUGCAGAGUCGAGGGGAAGCGGCCUGCAGUGAUUGCCAUGGUGAAGGGCCAACCGGCAGAGGCUCGACGGCCGGAGGAAUCCUCCGAGGAGGAGAAGGAGCACUUCAUUCAGAAGCGGCGGCUCUUGGUGAUGGACAAGUCUUUAGACUUCGGCGUGCUCUUCCCCCAGGUGGAUGCAUUAAUCCUUCAUGGUGGUUUGGGCGUGACCAGUGAAGCCUUGUUGGCUGGAAAGCCUGCCAUCACCAGCGGCAUCCUUCUCAUGGACCAGCGCUACUGGGCAGCCCGGCUGAAUGAACUGGGCUGUGGAUCUCAGGGCAUUAGUGUGGAUGACUUGAUGAGUGCGACUCCCGGGUUGGUGAACCUCAUCCAUCAAGCGCUCCUACCUUCCAUUGAAGGUGGUAGCUCCUGGAUGGCACGCGCCAAAGAAGUGCAAGACCAGAUCCAGGGCUAUCGUGGCGCCUACGUCGUGAUGGAGUUCAAGAGACUGGAGGAGUGGAGAGCUUAUCGUCAAACCUUCACACGCCCCACCGAGGAGUACUUCCUCCGUGACAGGCACGGACAAAUCACGGGUUUCACGACCCUAGAUGAACGAGAGAAUGCCAUUGAGGGAGAACGCUUCCCGGUGCAGGUUCUCAAGCGACAGGUCCGGCAGUGCGAGGAUCCCGACGGCGUGCGACGGAACGCGGAGGUCAUCUUCGCGGCAGGCACAGAGCUUCGUGCAGUGGUGAGGGAUGCUUACACGCGCAACCGCACCUGCUGCCGCUGCGUGUGCAAGCAGACCACCUGCUUUUUGCAGUGUCUCAGAGAGACGGUGCGAUUCUUGCUGUGCCUCCAGGUGCCUGCUUGCCUGUUCUUUUGGUUGAAGGCGGUCCGUGCGUGUCUUUGCUGCAAGCCGCUGAAAUGGCUGUUCCUUUGGGUCUAUCCACGGAGAACCAUGUCCCACACACCGGGGCCGAUGGACUCGAUGGAUUCCUUUGGGCCGUUGAACCUGGACGUGUGA